GUUACAACCUGACGAGUUCGCCUAUCGAUUAAUGAAAGGACCUGGAUACAUGGCCGUCACCGCAGGAGAGACCAUAUUUGUGAUAAAAUGUAUACCAAUCGACGCCAUCGUGCGCCGACCCAAGGAGUGUUACACGGAACUUCCAGUAACCGUGCACAACACCAGCAUGUUCCUGACUCCGAAGUCCAGAAUACUUAUUAAGGUGGGAAAUCAACGAGAAUGCAACCACGAAAUGCCCACUCUGUAUCGAAUCGAAGACACUUGGGUGCAGAUGUCACCGGAUCCACAAGUUCGACAACUACCACCCCAACAGCUUAAACCAAUGGCCCAAUUGACCUGGAGCUAUAUGACACCUGGACCUCUCGCUGUCAGUGGAAUCCACUCAGAAAAGGACAUAGAACGGCUACGAGAACACAUCAUGUUCCCCGCCGAGAAACCAGCUGUGCUUAACUCUAUUGCCCGAGGCUUGACCGGACACUCGUUCGACCCCAACAUCGUUUCCUUGUAUAACAUGUUGGACGAGGACGCACUAAACAAAAUUGCAGAAUCAGCAGCCUUUAGAGUUUGGUGAGGAUUUAUCUCAUUUGGAUCAGCUACAGCGGG
Messenger RNA from Solenopsis invicta (red fire ant), 603 nucleotides. RefSeq lists its product as uncharacterized. Lineage: Eukaryota; Metazoa; Arthropoda; Insecta; Hymenoptera; Formicidae. The record is from RefSeq and is a predicted model, not a curated record. Bases 32 to 571 code for a protein of 179 amino acids. The transcript has a single exon.